Molecule: messenger RNA, 1658 nt
Organism: Sinocyclocheilus grahami
Lineage: Eukaryota; Metazoa; Chordata; Actinopteri; Cypriniformes; Cyprinidae
Product: coiled-coil domain-containing protein 86-like
Exons: 4
Coding region: 115-987 (290 amino acids)
Cellular component (GO): nucleolus
Source: RefSeq, a predicted model, not a curated record
AGAAGAAGAAGAAGAAGAAGAAGAAGCAGAAGCAGCAGCAGCACAGGAGGAAUGCACGUGUAGAUUUUGUUACAGUUGAAAUAUUUUUGUAUCGUAUUGAUCGACACAACGCUGAUGAUGUCUGCGUCUGUAAACAAGAAAACAAACGGUGGAGAUGCUGUUUCAAAGGCAGAAGCUCUCGAUAGCGAAGAGGACUCUCCUAUUGUGAGCCGCACACGGAGCGGUCGCAGACUGCGGACACCCGCGGCCAAAACCCCCGUCCGCCGGACCAGAAAGUCUGUUGUGCGAGAAGAUCCGGCAGAAAGCACCGAGUCUCGGCAGGAAUCCCCACCCCAUGAGUGUACAGCAGAUACUCAAGGCGAUCAGUGCAGUCCAGAGACAGAACCAGUGUGUCCAGAUGUGUCUACAUCAGCAGCUGUCAGUCAAGAGUCAGUGCCGGACACUGCAGGUUUGAUAGGGUCAGAUCAGACCAGUGAGAAGGAAAAUGUGGUAAAUAAUACAGAGACUGAAUCCACUGGUCCCACUGACCCUAAGAAAAGGGCCAAAAAAAGGACUCACUCAGAAUCCAGUGAGAAGAAAAGUAAGAUGGUACCUCUUGGGAAACCUAAAUCUGGAAGAGUAUGGAAAGACAGAAAUAAGCAAAGGUUCUCCGCUCUGUUGAGAGACAAACCUCUGCGUACAUCAUGGGAAAAGAAGAUGGAGGCCAAGAGAGAGAAGCAGCUGGUGAAGCAGUACCACCAACAGCUGAAAGAUGAGCAGGCCAGAGAGAAAGAGGAGAAAAAGAGGAGGAGAGCAGAAAACCUGAGAAGACGAGCAGAAAAUGAAAGAAAAGCAGAGAUUGUGCAAGUGAUUAAGAAUACGGCUAAGAUCAAGAGAAUGAAGAAGAAACAGCUGAGGAAGAUUGAGAAAAGAGACACGCUCUCGAUGGUGCAGAAAACACCACCUAGUGUCAAGAAGGGCGCAGGGAAAACAAACAGCAGCUUGUAGAGAGUUUCAGUGCAGUUAUGCGAGAGAAUCUCAUCAGAUCUUAGCAUGCUAUUGUUGAUAUACGUACACGUGUAGUGCCUGUUGAAUGGACUGACAUGUGAACCUCACAAUGGAAAAUACUAGGGACGUGUAAUAAUGUUGGAUUGGUGACUCUAAGUAGGGUUGUGAAUCUGCUAUAAGUCUCUGGGUUUGAUGUAAUAUGUUUACAACGAAUUAAAAAUCAAGCUCAUGGAUAAUGUCACCAGUCAUGUUUUUUUUAUGUGAUUGUCAUAUUAAAAAACAAUUUAAGUAAAUAUCUUUAUAGAUAAAUCAGUCAAUUCUCCCUGGUUCAUGCAUGUAAAAUGAUUUUCUUUUUGUUACUGUUUUGUAUAAAGAGGUUUCAUUUUCAGUAUUACCAUGGGACUUUCCACUCUGUUUCCACGGUUAGAUAUGGUAAUGUAAUAUUUAUCUAGCUGAGAAGCUUAUACACUUUCAGUAUCUUGGGUACUUUUUACAUGGUGAGGUGGAGUGAUCUGUACUUUUCAGUCCAAAACAAUACAAAACUAUAAAAACUACAGCCCUAGAAGGCAAAAACAUAAUGUUCAGAAGUGGUGAUUUAAAGUUGUACUCCUAAAAUAAAAAGAAAUAAAUAAUAAAGAAACAAAUGAGAGAAAUAAAACCUCAUGACUUGU